UGCUCAGGUACGCGGGGCUAUCCAGGAGGCCAUUGUCGCGCGACGUUCCACUGAAGGGGCGUUCCAAUUUCUCUGUCAGCAUCCCUGCGCCGACGGCCGGAUCCUUUGUUCUCCCAGUCUUCUCCCGUCCCUAUAUUAGUCGUCACCUAGCAUGGCUUGGAUGGAAAUUGCCGGGAACCCCAAUUGAUCUACUGUUUGCUAUGCGGGACUAACCAUCUUCCACAUAAAUAGAGACCAGCGUCCACGCCCACAUCCCCUUUUCCUAUAUAGAUAUCGUCGAUUGACUACCUUUUGCACCAGGCGAUCGUUCAUAUCCUAACCAUUGCUCAUGAAAAUUGUUCUCACGCACAAUCGAAGCACCCCGUUGUUCUAACUUCGUCCCCCAAUAUCUACGAUUCUCAACCAUGGAGUCGUUCAGCAAUCCAGAAGACAUGGCUCCCAGUUUUUGCAUCGGACAGCAUGAGAGCACUCGCAAGGGCCCAAUUACUGCUGCAAUUGUACAGGCAGCGCAUGAAAGCAAUUAUGAUAUGCUUACGGCGCCAAUCACUACGGAGGCGUUUCAUUCUCGGAUCCUCACCCUGCUAGGUUCCAAACCAAAUGCACCCCUGACGCCUGCUGUCAAUGGAACUCUGAUGACGACGGAUAACAUAAGACCUCUUGAAAUCCCACCUCUGACUCCCGCCGAUAGCCAUCUGACCCCGGAUGCGACGAUGUCGCAGCUAGUUGGAGUCACCAGCAGUUGGAUUGAUCUAUGCUCCCCGGAUCCCCUGAUAGCCGACAUCUCUCGUCAAGUUUUCAUGCGGGAGGUGGCCUAUGCAGCGUUUUGUGGCCUAGGGUAUCUCUUGAUUCCGGGCCCGAAACUGCACCACGGAGAUAUUCAUGCCGAGGGCGUAAUGUACUAUGCAAGAGCGAUACAGGAUGCUAUCAAUCUCGCCCCUUACAUACAAUUCCAUAUCUGGACGACCAUGGUUGACAACCCGGAUUCUGAAGUAGAUGGAAUAGCCGAUCUGUCUCGCCUCGCUCGCCCGGAAUUCCUUGGAGACCCUCUCGCAGGGCAGUCAUCGAAGUUGGAUCCAUUUGGUACUUGGGAUGCUUGGGACAUUAUUCGGAGAACUUGUAGAUAUCACUCGAGGCUUGUCGUAGCCCUCACACUGCCCAGACACCUUCCCCCUAUGUCCGUCCAGUCUCGGUGGUAUUCCGAGCCAGUUCAUCUACUUACCAUUGACGGUCAGGCUUUCAUCAAGAACCAAAAGGGCUACCCCGUGCUGUCUAAAACACACCAGGCGCUCAUCGGUCGGUUCAUGCGCCUUCGGACACCCCCAUGGAUUCUUCUCUGUGAUGUUGGCUCCCUCCCCGGCGUAGAUACGGAAGAGACUCCAGGGACUAAGUUGCCUGCUUUGUCGGGCUCCGAUUAUCCUAGCCUCACGCAAGCCGCCGUAUCCAACAAGAAGCAUUAUGACCCAACCCCUCAUUUGUCAUACCUAAGAAACCUUCAACAGCGCCAGCCUUCCCGAAGUGCCAUGGAAAGGUUUGGUGUCGGAUACCAAGACUAUCUUCAGGCACCAUUGCAGCCGUUGACGGUCAACCUGGAAAGCAUUACUUACGAGGUCUUCGAGAAGGACCCCAUCAAAUACAAAUGGUACGAGAGAGCGAUUGCCAAGGCGCUUAGUGAUUGGGAAAGUGAAGGGAAGCCUACUUCGAACCCAGAUGGCCGCGUGGUUGUGGCCGUCGUGGGUGCUGGACGGGGCCCGCUCGUAUCACGAGCCCUCCAGGCCAGCAUUGAUACUGGUGUCAAGAUCGACCUCUGGGCGGUCGAGAAAAACACCAAUGCUUUUGUCCUUCUCCAGCGCCAUAACGAGCAAAAAUGGGGUGGGCAGGUUAAGCUUGUCCAGUCGGACAUGCGGAGCUGGAAAGGCCCGCAGGUUGAGAAGAAGGAUGACGCGGGAGUGCAGACAGGACCGGGUUCCGCGCAAGCACCCCAAUCGGCGGCCGCGCCCCCCGUUACUGAGCUUGUUCCCACUACGAUCGACAUUUUGGUGUCUGAGCUCCUGGGCUCAUUCGGCGACAAUGAGCUCUCGCCGGAGUGCCUUGACGGUGUCACGCACUUGCUCAACCCUGUUCACGGGAUCUCUAUCCCGGCUUCCUACACGGCUCACCUCACACCCAUCGCGGCGCCGAAACUCCAUGCCGACGUCAUGAAUCAAGCCGUCUCCAACCCAGCAGCUCCUGAGACGCCGUAUGUAGUCAUGUUACACGCCAUCGACUUCCUGUCGACGAACCAGCCCUCCGCUGCUGCACUUAUGAAUUCUAGUCAUGGGGGUGCUAGGUAUAGUGCCCGAGACUCAAUCUCCACGCUUCCAGGUUCUGGAGAGAACCCCAUUCCGUUUGUGCAGACAACAUGGUCCUUUGAACAUCCUAAUCGGCACAUACCCCCUCAAUCGCCGUCCACGUCAACGAUUUCUAACGCACAUAAUGUCCGCCGGAGUCGUCUGUCUUUCCCCGUCUACAACCGAGGAGUGUGUCACGGCCUCGCGGGAUACUUUGAGACGGUGUUAUACCGCGACAUUGAACUGUCCACCAAUCCGGUUACGAUGGACACCAAGAGUGCUGACAUGAUCAGUUGGUUUCCGAUCUACUUCCCCUUGAAGACUCCUCUUAACGUGCCGGACAAUGGCGAGGUGGUGGUGACCAUGUACCGACAGACGGACGACCGCAAGGUCUGGUAUGAGUGGAUGGUGGAGGUGUUUGCCGUUGAAGGCAGCGAGGAAGAGGUGGUGAUGAGCGGAGGCAAGGCCGUGUCUCCAGCGACGGGCAGUCUGCACCAACAACAGCAGCGAUCACGUGGCGGGCGACGUGUCCGGGUUGGCACCAGCGAGUUGCAUUCCAGCAUCAAAGAGGGCUGCCUCAUGUGAUGCGCCCGAGGAACUAGAAAGCUGACGAAAGGGAUCCUCCGCCUGUUCUGACUAAGAUGUAACGAGACUCAUCCUUCAGUGAUGAUCAUUUCUUCGUGUGUAGUUAAGCGUACCUCUGAAUUG
Aspergillus ibericus CBS 121593 is the source of this 3035-nucleotide messenger RNA. Its product is annotated as protein arginine N-methyltransferase. The transcript has 5 exons. The record is from RefSeq and is a predicted model, not a curated record. Bases 405 to 2912 code for a protein of 835 amino acids. Gene Ontology annotation, biological process: regulation of DNA-templated transcription; peptidyl-arginine N-methylation. Lineage: Eukaryota; Fungi; Ascomycota; Eurotiomycetes; Eurotiales; Aspergillaceae. Gene Ontology annotation, cellular component: nucleus; cytosol.